This is a messenger RNA of Knipowitschia caucasica, 324 nucleotides long. NCBI's taxonomy places the organism in Eukaryota, Metazoa, Chordata, Actinopteri, Gobiiformes, Gobiidae. The record is from the annotation of a GenBank genome assembly.
AUGGCCAACCCCUGCUGCGGGCUGAAGCGCGUCCCAGUCCGCGGAUGCAGGAGGAAGUGUCCCGGGACUUCAGGAACCAAGCGCUUCUGCCAGGCUCUGCAGCAACCCGCCCCCAAGAGCCCAACGCCCCCCAGAGCUAAGCACACUCCAAGCCCGAACAGGGGAACAGAUCCGGCCAAACCCAAGAAGACUAUGACGGCCAUCCCCACGCUGGUCAGCAUCAGACCGAGGCAAAGCAGUGCACCCUGGGGGAUCGGCAUUAUGGACCUCAGCACCCAACACCACCCAGUCUACCAGACAGACGCACGCAUCCAAGCCCCGUGA